AUGUCAUCCAGCCAUGAUGGGACGCCAACACCCACGACCAUCCGGGUUCGCGAUAUGGUGCCCACGCCCAUGUGGGGCAACGAGGUGCUUGCCCUGAAGACGAGGCAUAGCUGCGAGUCCACGGAUGGAUCCUUCAUUGUGGGCACCGAGGACCUGAGCAGCUUCGAGGGCGACGACUCCGACGAGAAGCUCCUGGCGCUUCUUGGUGACUUGGCUCUGGGCGCGGAGGAGACGGAAGACCCCACCGCACGGGCACUUCUAGACCAAUGUGGAGCUCUUUGGGAGGAGGUGCAUGUGGAGGCUGAGGCUCGCUGGGAGCUGCAGUGCCGGCUCCGGCGUGAGCUACAGCACCUCCAAGACCGCAGCCACUGGCAGCACGCGGAGUCCGGAGCCUUCCUACAGCGACUCUCGGUCGCCAGGGAGGCCUUAGCUGAGAAGAUCCAGGAAGCGAGUAGCGAAAACCAGACGCUGCGACAACGGCUGCUUCGGCACCGGGCAGAGGAGGAGCAGCUGCAGUGCGGCCUUGCUCAAAACCUGCGGCACUUGUCGGCCCGCGCCGCCGAGCUGCGCGCUGCGGUCUGGGAAGUGGGGGUGGACCAGGCGGAGCUGGUGGAGAAGCUCCGCAGGCAGACAGAGCAACAGGCACUUUUGCAGACCGAGCUGCAGCAGGAGCGUGUGAAGACAUGGCGCCAGUCCACUGAUGUCGUCAUGGCCUUUGCAGGUGGCAAGGAAAGUGGAAAGGAGCUGGAGCGCGAGGAGGCUGACAGAGUGCUCCUCGAGUCCCAGCUGGCGGAGGUGGCUUCCCGAGCUGCCGCAGUCGGCAUCCCGCCACUCUGCGAUGAGGAGCCGGAGGUGGCAGAGGCCGUGCUGGCGGCGGCCGAUGUUGUCCCCUACGCAACGCUCCUGGGCCACCUGGACGGCGUCGAGGAGCUGCGCGCCGCGAUGGAGGCGUUGGAGGGCAGCUGUGCGCAGGCCACAGCCCAGCAGAAGGAGGAAGAGGAGAAGCUGGAGACCGAGCAGCUCGAGCUUUCCAGGCUCACCACCGAGAUGGCGGAUGCCGAGGCCACAGUGAACGGCCAGGACUUGGAUCAGGCCACUUCUUUGGUCUCCGUGCUUUGCGGUGAGCUUCAGAGUGAACAGGCCGUGCUCCGCGAGGAGCGCUCAGCGGCAGGCCGGCGGCGCGACCUCUUCCGUGCCCAGGUGGAGGAGAAGCGUCGGGAGCUGGCACGCCUGCGUGAAAUGAACGACAGACUUGUUGAGGACUUGAAUUCGAAAGGCUGCUUUAAGCACCGCAAGCCAUAG
Messenger RNA from Symbiodinium natans, 1302 nucleotides. Lineage: Eukaryota; Dinophyceae; Suessiales; Symbiodiniaceae. The record is from the annotation of a GenBank genome assembly.